GGUGGAGGAUGGGAAGCAGCGUCGUGAUGGUGGUGUUGUCUUGACGCACCAGACCAGUCGUUCCUACCACACAUUUUUUGGCCUUCUUUGCCUUUACUUGACAUCACUCGUAAUUCCAAAAUGAGUGAGACAAGUGCAGUUGUCGAGAAAUCUCUUCGUUCAGUCUUCGUUGGCAACAUUCCCUAUGAAGCAACAGAAGAGAAGCUUCGGGACAUAUUCAGCCAGGCUGGUCCUGUGUUGUCCUUCAAACUUAUGUAUGACCGUGAGUCUGGCAAACCAAAAGGCUAUGGCUUCUGUGAAUAUAAGGACCAAGAAACAGCUCUAUCUGCUAUGCGCAAUCUCAACGGAUAUGAAAUUGGUGGACGACCUUUACGUGUUGACAAUGCCUGCACUGAGAAGUCUAGAAUGGAGAUGCAAAGUUUAAUGAUGGGUCCUGUGGUUGAAUCUCCCUAUGGCCCUGACGUUGAGCCAAACAAAGCCCCAGAAGCCAUCAGUAACGCAGUGGCCUCUCUCCCCCCGGAACAAAUGUACGAGCUGAUGCGACAGAUGAAGCUGUGUGUCCGUAACAACCCCAGUGAGGCUCGCACCAUGCUCAUGAACAACCCUCAGCUGGCCUAUGCUUUACUCCAAGCUCAGGUAGUUAUGAGGAUUAUCGACCCCAAAACAGCCGUUCAGAUACUCCAUGGAGGGCGAGAGGCGGUUGAACCGUUAAUGCCUACGGGAACAGUACCUCCACCAACCUCAAUUCCUCCACCAACCUCCGCUCCACCAACCCUCAAUGGUGGACUCCCCGUCCCCACCAGUGGACCUCCACCACCCUCCAACUUACCCACUCGUUAUCCUCCACCAAUGACAGGUGGGCCUGGUAACUUUCAGGGUCCACCCCCUGGACCACCACCAACACGAGGACCUCCUUUCCCAGUAAGUGGUGACUUUGACAUGCGGCAGCUGGGAGGGGCACCGAGGGGACCACCACCUCAAGGUAACGACCAAGACAUGCGACUACCUCCGCCUGGCAUGACGGGUCCCCCUCCACCCCACGAUAACUAUGGCGGGCAACACCAUGACUUUGACAGCAGCCGACAAUCAAAGGAAUCAGAAGGCAACGAUAGGUAUCCCCGUGAUCCUCGCUCUGACUUUGACCAGCGAGACCAGAGGACAGAACAGCGGGAUCAGCGUUUCCGAGAACCCCCGCCGAGCCGUGAACCUCGAGAAAACUUUAACCGCAGUGACCCGAGAGAUACCAGGGAGCGAGACCGUGAGUCCCGAAGCUACCGUGACACUCGGGACAACAGGGACCAAAGAAGCAGCGAAACGCGUGAACAGCGCGACAAUAGAGACCCCAGAGCUGGAGACAGAGACUACCGCAACAAUCCUCCCAGCGAUGCCCGGGACCCACGAGGGGCGCGCCCAACCUUCCCUCAGGAUAAGGACUUCAGAAGCAGUGGAAACCCACCUCCUCCUCCCAUUGGUGGACCCUCACAACCUCCUCCUCGAGGUGUUCCCCCACCUGCAACUGCUCCUGCUGCCCUUCCUGCCAGCCUAGCAGGACAAGAUCAAGAGAAGGCCAGUUUGAUCAUGCAGGUGUUGCAGCUCUCUGAUGAACAGAUAAAGAUGCUUCCACCAGAGCAGCGAGCCUCCAUCCUGCAGCUGAAGGAGCAGAUUCAGCGUUCUCAACAUUAGAUUUUAGAAUAAGUUCUUAUUAUUUUAGUAUUAAGAGAUGGAUCACAGCAAACUGCAAUAUCAGUUUAUUUAAACUGGUAUUAUAUCAGCCAUUAUUUGUACUGUAUAUUACUUUAACCAUAAAAUAUUUCACAAAUUCUAACUGUGAUUUAUGGUGCCAAUAUAUUUUAUUUUUAGGGGGGAGGGCCUGGUAUGUUUUAUUAUUAGGGCAUGGUAUGGUUUUUCUUUUUUUGGGGGGGGGGUAAGCUCUUACAGGAAAAUUGAAUCAUAUUUUUUGUUUUGUUUUUGUCAGUUACAGACACUGGCGAUGAACGUGUUCAUCUGGGAGGGCUAAAGACAUUAUAUGACAGCUUAUUUUAUUAUAUUAAGGAGACAGGAGAACUAUUUGUAAACAUUUGGAAUUAAAUACAUCUACCGAUUUGAAUAUUU
Homarus americanus (American lobster) is the source of this 2112-nucleotide messenger RNA. RefSeq names its product cleavage stimulation factor subunit 2 tau variant-like (gene CstF64). NCBI's taxonomy places the organism in Eukaryota, Metazoa, Arthropoda, Malacostraca, Decapoda, Nephropidae. Gene Ontology annotation, cellular component: mRNA cleavage and polyadenylation specificity factor complex. Gene Ontology annotation, molecular function: mRNA binding. The record is from RefSeq and is a predicted model, not a curated record. The transcript has 11 exons. Gene Ontology annotation, biological process: mRNA 3'-end processing. The coding region runs from base 121 to 1683 and encodes 520 amino acids.